Messenger RNA from Hevea brasiliensis (rubber tree), 1139 nucleotides. Its product is annotated as nudix hydrolase 16, mitochondrial. The transcript has 4 exons. Bases 380 to 790 code for a protein of 136 amino acids. NCBI's taxonomy places the organism in Eukaryota, Viridiplantae, Streptophyta, Magnoliopsida, Malpighiales, Euphorbiaceae. Gene Ontology annotation, molecular function: pyrophosphatase activity. The record is from RefSeq and is a predicted model, not a curated record. Gene Ontology annotation, cellular component: cytoplasm; nucleus.
UGGCAUUGAGCUAGAGAGCAUGUGUUUGAUGUCUUUCUAGCGAACUCCUCCGCGCACUUUCUGCCUCUAGAAUCUGACGCUGAACCAACAGGGAAAAUUUCAGGCUUUUAUUUUUAUUUUAUUUUUGGUGUUGGCUGUUCACCGGCGAUGGGGCUUCUACUUGCAGAUAAUGCACAACAAUAUCGAAGCGUUGAAACUAUAUUUUUAGAUUUUCACUCUCUUUUCCGUUUCUCCGGUGUCUGAAUUGUUGGCUCGCACUGGUCGCCACCUGCAGCGCUAUGACGCCAGCUGCCGCCUCGUCGCCGGCUGUAUUCCUUUUAAGUAUAGUGGUUUUGCUGAAAAUGAUGAUGGCAUAUCUGAGAAGGUUGUUGAGGUACUAAUGAUCAACUCAAAUAGUGGAUCUGGUCUUCUGUUCCCAAAGGGUGGCUGGGAAAAUGAUGAAACUGUUGAGGAGGCAGCAGUGCGUGAAGCCCUGGAAGAAGCUGGUGUUCGAGGUGAUUUAGUGCAUUUUCUGGAUUAUUACAAAUUCAAAAGCAAAACCCUUGAAGAUGAGUUUUGUCCAAAAUGUUUGUGUAAAGCUGCCAUGUUUGUGUUACUUGUGACGGAAGAGCUAAAAUCUUGGCCAGAACAGAACACACGCCAGAGAAGUUGGCUAACCAUUCCUGAAGCUAGAGAGUGCUGCCGGUAUGAAUGGAUGAAAGACGCCUUGGAGGAAGGUUUCACAAAGUGGCACAGCAGCCAAAUGAUAAGCAGCCCAAGAGAAGAGAACCAUGUAAAUUCAACUCCAUGAUCAGAGCAGGAUUUAUUAGUUUGCAGAUGCUUGAGAGGCACCAUUUUGAAGCUAAUUCUGGUACUAUUUGCCACCUCUGUGCUCUUUUUCCAAGGUUGGAUAUUAGCAGUAAAGAAAACUCGAGUACAGGACAGAUAUGUUUGUUCUAGGUGUGUACACUGUGGUGUUUGCUUGAAAACUCUGGAUUAUCUUUUGCUUUACCUUGUCUCUGUCUCAUCGUUUGAUCACUUAUUUUAUUAGCUUCAUAUUAGGGACAACAGAAAACUUUGCUUAAUUCCUUUGAGAAGGCAAAAGAGUUUGGUUAAUCAAUUCACAAAGUCAGAAAUAUAGAAUAACUUGUAGCUGCACA